GCACCCAUUUUUAUUAGCGUUUGAACCUGUACUUUUUGUAGCAUGUAAACCUUAAGCUGCUUAACCAUUCCUUGAAGCAUUUACACCAGCGGUUCCCAACCUUUUUGCUACCUGACACCAGUUUUCUUGAAGACAAUUCUUCCACGGACCCGGGAGAAGGGGAAGGGAUGAUGUGGAGAUGAUUCAAGCCCAUUACAUUUAUUGUGUGCUUCAUUUCUAUUAUUAUUUCACUGUAAUAUAUAAUGAAAUAAUUACACAACUCACCAUAAUGUGGAAUCAGUGGGAGCCCUGAGCUAGUUUUCCUGCAACUACAUGGUUCCAUCUGGGGGUGAUGGGAGACAGUCACAGAUCAUCCGGCAUUAGGUUCUCAUAAGGAGCACGCAAUCUAGAUCACUGGCAUGCGCAGUUCACAGUAGGGUUCACGCUCCUAUGAGAUAAUGGCACCGCUCAUCUGAGAGGAGGCAGAGCUCACGUGGUAAUGCAAGGGAUGGGAAGUGGCUGUUUCUACAGAUGAAGCUUUGCUCACUGGCUGGCCGCUCACCUCCUGCUGUGUAGCCUGGUUCCUAACAGUUGGGGAUCCCCCAUUUACCCAGCAAGAUAAAUACAUUAUUAUGUCAAUUGAAAUUCUUCACCUUGAACCACCCCAAAUUACCUUGCAUACCUACACCCACCCAAGGGUCCCGGAGCACACUUUGGGGGCUGUAGACAGUAAGCCUGGAGCUCCACGGAGCAUUCCAUCUCUCCACCAUCUGUGGGCUAACAGGCUGUGUUAGUUUCCUACGGCUGUUUUACAGUACCACAGACUGGGCACCUUCAACAACAGAAUGUUACUGUCUCACAGUACUGGAGGCCAUGAGUCCAAGAUCAAGGUGUCAGCAAGGUGGGUCCCUUCUGAGGCUGUGCAGGAAGGCUCUGUUCCAGGCCUGUCUUCUUAUGCGCGGGUGGACGUCUUCUCCCUGUGACUCUCCAUUAAGGGUGAUUCUGGUGAGGGCUCAGAAGAGGAGACUUGGACAGAAUGUUGGUAGGUAAAUGUGUCAGUGGAAACCAGAGGGUAGACAGGACUCCAUCCAUGCCCAGGGCUUUCUGGGGACAGACCUGUCCAAGCAGCAGCGAUUCCCAACUGAGUUCUUUCUGGAAAGCCAGGCAACAGCUGGGGCUGGGCCCUCUGGGAUUUGUUUAGUGACCCGAUGAUGUGGGAGGCCUGCAGUGGGUGGUUGGGUGGGGGGUGGUACUGCCCAACCUCAUUGCAUCACUCACUUCCCAGGUCCUGCCCUCAAUCCCUCCUGACCAGGCCCUGUCCUGGUUCUCAGCCACCCUGUCCCAGUGGAUGCUUCAGCCCACUCACUGACCAAGUGAGGGACUGACUCCAGGUUACAGAGUGCUGUGUUUAUGUGACCUGAGAAUAUGUGUGCGCAGAGUGUGCCCGCAGUGUCCUUGUACAGUUGAGCAUAUACAUGUCCUGCCCGUGUGUAGGCAGCCUGUCCACACAUGCCUAGGAGUGUGACUCCAUGUCCUGGUAGAUGGGGAAGGAGAGAGGGAGUUGUGCCCAGGGUCCCGAUUACUUUUAUGGGUGCAUGUUUGUGCAUCUUGUUAGGGGUCCUUGGGGGUAUGGAAGAUUCUCCCCUGGGUGCCCUUGAUCACCUGUGUGUGCGUGUGUGUGUGUGUGUGUGUGUGUGCAUUAGGGGGUGUACUGUGUUACAGCAUCCUCAACCAACUCUGUAUGUGUGCAUAUGUUUGUGUGUGUGUGUGUGUCUUACAGGUAUGAGCGAGUGGAUGCUUCCACUACGUGUCUGCACACGUGUGCGUGCACUUGCAUUGUCCUUGCACACCUGCGUGUGUCCCGUGAGAGCGAACGGAGCCCCGCAUGUGCUGGCACCUGCAGGAACGUGUGAGUGAGUGUGCGUUCUGUGGGUCCCUGUCCUGCUGGCUCCCCGCUUGUCCCGAGGGAGUGCGCGCACGGGGUCCCAGGCCGGCGUGUCCGCCGGUGUGAGUGCGAGUGAGUGUGGCCCCACGCAGCUCUCUCCGCUCCGCGCUGCCUGGGCAGCCCGCACACUCACGCUGCGUGGUUGCUGCCGGGUGACUCGGGCUGGGCCGGCCCCCUGCCUGCCCGCCCCUGGCACUCACUCGCGCUGGCCUUCGCGGAGGCCCCGCCGCGCCAUGCCGGGCCUGCUGAGCCGCCCCCGGCGGGGGUCGCUCCGGGCCGGGCCGUGCGGGGGCGGGGAGGCGCUGCCUGUAUGACCCCCCGGCGGCGCGGGGAAAAGGCGACCAUUUGCAUCCAGGAGCAUGUGGCCAUCGACGUGUGCCCCGGCCCCAUCCGCCCCAUCCAGCAGAUCUCUGGCUACUUCCCCCACUUCCCGCGGGACCUGCCCCAUGACGCCCCCGCGCGCCCAGCCACUGCCAGCGCCGGCCGCCGCCGCCCCUCUGACGGCGCCCGCGACGACGACAAGGAUGGCGACCAUCUCUUCGGAAGCCUAACGAUCCAGCACAGGUCCCAGCCCUGCGCAGCCGGCCGCCAAGCCGCCAGAGGACCAGCCGAACGCCAAAGGCUAGGAGUGGACGAUUGCAGUACCUGUGUCGAGCUCUGCACAGGUGACUGGGACUGCAACCCCGGAGACCACUGUGUCAGCAAUGGGUGUGGCCAUGAGUGUGUUGCAGGGUAAGAACAGGUAAAAACACCAGGCCCUCCCUGCUUUCUGAAGCGUUGUUCAGUCUAGAUGAAGAGUUAUCUUAAGGAUCAUCUUUCUCUAAGAUCGUCAUCCCUUCCUGGAGUUCCUAUCUUCGAAGAUGUGACUGUCUGGAGUUCCUUGACUAGGAAGAUGGAUGAAAACAGCGAGCCUGUGGAUGGAGACUACAGGGGACAUGGGAGGCAGGGAAGAGGGGUUGUUUCUUUUAAUAAAUCAUCAUUGUUAAAAGCA
Gorilla gorilla gorilla (western lowland gorilla) is the source of this 2915-nucleotide messenger RNA. Its product is annotated as double C2-like domain-containing protein beta. The transcript is spliced from 3 exons. NCBI's taxonomy places the organism in Eukaryota, Metazoa, Chordata, Mammalia, Primates, Hominidae. The record is from RefSeq and is a predicted model, not a curated record. Gene Ontology annotation, cellular component: extracellular region. Gene Ontology annotation, molecular function: peptidase inhibitor activity. The coding region runs from base 2235 to 2660 and encodes 141 amino acids.